UACUUGAUGGAUACUGAUCAACCCACACACUGCAGACCACAUAAUUUCUCCUCAUACAUGGCUUCCACCCAACUAUUAUGUUUGUUUGAUGUCUCCUCAGGUAAUUGGUAUGUGUUUGUCUGAGGUGGGGCCCCUGCUUUUUGUAGCUGCCGGAGGGGACAUUUUAUAUCCCUCUAAAUAAAACGGAAUUUAUAGCUUUGGACACUCCCUCCUUCCCGCUUUUAGACUGAAGCGAUUUUGCAUGCUGUUUUUUGGGGCAUGAUUAAUUAGUGUUUAUAGCACAAUAGAGCUGUAUGCCAAGUCUUGCUUACUGUUGUGUUGGGUUUGUCUUCUAGAUUUUUUUGGAAUCUUUACCUUGAAAUAAAAUCGUGAAUGUAGACUUUUACAGUAAUUUUGUGCUAUAAAAAUAAAGUUAAAUGAAUGGACUUUUUAGAUGAGUUGGAUCAGACCAAACGUUAAAUGCUCACUCUAGCUGCAAAUAUUAACAGGGAAAUGUUGAACCAAGAUACUAUGUUUGUAGUUUUUAUUUGAGCAUAUGGUGGGACAUUAAGCGAGGGUCCUCCCUUAGGAAAUUUUAAGUGUCAUAAACUUAACUUUAUGAAUUUCUUCACCAGUGUGUGCACGGAAAACAAAACACAUAGUGGAUUACAAUGCAGUGAUUCCCUCUGGUAUUCUCCAUCAUUUUUAAGAGUAAUUUUCAGCUUUUGGCGCGGAUAAUUUAUGCUUAAUAUUUAUAUUUUGGGAGCAAAUUGCUUAAGAACAAACACCUGCCUGCUCCAGAAGUAUUCUUUGCUUAGUAAUGUUAUCGUGUUUUCCCUAAAUAAACCAUCUGCUUCCUUAAUGUUUUACGGGGAGGAAGAGAUUAGGACAAGUGCAUGUUCUAAUUGUUGGGUGGAUGGGGCGAGGCUUGUCUUUUGGGUACAGCUGUGCUCGACAGCUACAAAAGUCUUUUAAAACAAGACUUUUCCACAAACAAUACAAAAAAAAUGAGCAUGUUGUAUUCCAUAUGGUCACACUUAAGCAGUAAAGAUGAAGAACACAAGUCGUUACGAUCGUGCACAAAUCAACCUAAACCCCACGAGCCAGCGACAGCCAGCUGCUCGCUCAGGGAGCCGGAGUUCCUCGAAACCCCCGAGAGGCAGUGGCUGGUGAUCCCUCCUCACCGCCGGCCAAAUCUCUCCCUUUCUCCCUCCCUUCCCUUAUCUCUCCGCCCCCACCUUCCCUCUCUUCUUCACUCCCUCUGUGCCUGGAAGGACGUAUGCGGAUGGAGCAGAGUCGCGGCGUCUCCUGGAGCUGAUCCAACCAUCCCGUCUGAGGCGGUCGGUUUGUGCCCCCCGCCCGCGCUUCAGGUUUCUUGCACGGCGCACGGUGGAGAAACCAGACGGCCUUUCCCGCUCUGCGCCGUCGACCGGCAGAAAACAGCGUGCCAGUUGGAUCUGCGUUCUGCUGCUGCUGCGUCGCACCUCUCGAAGUGAGAAGACUCGCUCUGCCAAUGUGCGUCCCCAGCAUCGCAAACUUGGAUCGUCGCCUCUUUUCGCGGAAAGACUCAUCUCCACCUCUGAAAACCUUUUGUCACUGCUGACUAACGAUGUAUUGACAAAUUGUGUGACGCUGUAUGGGUACUUUUUUUUAUCCCCUAACUGGCUUUUACUAAACUGUCAGACGUCAACUUUUCCCUUGCGGAUGAAGCUUUGCUUGCUCAGUCUAUGUGAAAGUGCGUCGGGUAUAACCGGAGUGCGCACACGUUUAAUUCAUCGCGGCGGGAGCAUGGGAUUUUAAACUACAGCAUGUGGAGUCGUUCCUAAGGACCGCAUCGCUGCUCUCCGUGGGUGUAUGGAGAAGAGCAGCCUGAGAAUGACAGGCGGAACCCGGGAGGCGCCGGUGAACAUCUCUCCGGCGGUGGCGGCCAACGCAGAAGGCGAGGAGAUCGAGGUUUUGGAAAGUACCGAAGUCAUCCCAGUGGCUCCAGAAGAACAAUGGAAGUCUCUGUUUGACAAGUAUGACCCCGAGAACUCAGGCUUCAUCAGUACAGAGCGGUUCAGGGACCUGCUGGCAACCCAUGGCUCUGAGCUCGACCCCCACAAACUGGAAGUCCUGUUGGCCCUUGCUGAUGGCAAUGCUGAUGGAAAGAUCUGUUAUCAGGACUUUGUCAACCUGAUGAGCAACAAGCGCUCCAACAGUUUCCGGAGGGCCAUUCUGCAGGGCAGCAGGCAGCUAAAAGGCUGCAGUCUCAGAGACGAGGCAGGCUUAGGACUGUCCCAGCGGUUGGUCCGCCACGUUGCCUAUGAGACGCUACCCCGUGAGGUCGACCGCAAGUGGUACUUUGACAGCUAUACCUACUGUCCCCCUCCCUGGUUCAUCCUGGCUAUCACCAUCGCAGAGGUAGCUGUGUUCAUGUACUAUGGGUGCAAGAUGGACCGCUUGGUCCUGCAAGUGUCCAGUCCAUCCUUCCUAAAAAGUCCCCUACCUUACCAUCCUCAGCUACGAGCCCAGGCCUGGAGGUAUCUCAGCUACAUUUUCAUGCACACUGGGAUUGAACACCUGAGCCUGAACAUGGCCAUGCAGCUGCUGGUGGGCGUCCCUCUAGAAAUGGUCCACGGUGCCCUGAGAAUUGGACUGGUCUAUGUGUGUGGUGUGUUAGCAGGGUCUCUGGCCGUGUCUGUCACGGAUAUGACGGCUCCGGUGGUUGGCUCGUCUGGGGGAGUCUACGCCCUGGUCUCUGCACAUUUAGCCAAUGUAGUAAUGAAUUGGUCAGGAAUGAAGUGUCAGUUUAAGUUAUUUCGGAUGGCCAUGGCUCUGGUUUGCAUGAGUGUAGAGUUUGGUCGAGCAGUAUGGCUCCGGUUCUACCCUCCGGCCUUUCCUCCAUGCCCGAAUCCCAGCUUUGUAGCUCACCUGGGAGGAGUGGUGGUCGGCCUGACGCUUGGUGUGGUUGUUCUGCAGAACUAUGAGCAGCGGCUCCAGGAGCAGUCCCUGUUUUGGAUAUUUUUCUGUGUCUACACCUUGUUUGUGCUCUGCGCUGUUUUCUGGAACAUUUUUGCCUACAGCCUGCUUGAUGUGCGACUGCCCCCACCACCAUGAGUUGUUUAUUAGAGGCACAGAAGACACUGUAUCCCUUUUAUUCCUCCCUUGGUAGACGCCUGACCGCCCGGCUGGAUGAGUCACCCGGGCCUUCACUAACCGAGCCUCAUCUUGAGGCAGUCAGAGUUCUCUGACAGCCACUUUAUUCAUACAUCCAGUGCUCCGAUGCAAUGAUACUUGGCAUGCAGAAGCCCUCUGUGUUACACUAAACUUUUUUGGACACGUGUGCUACGUUUUCUGGUUAAGCCUUACAUUGGCUCACACUCACCAUACAAGCUAAUCUCCACUCGUUCUUUGUCUCCAUGUCUGCUGGAUGUUGGUGUCAAGAGUAUCAACCAGUGGGAUAGAAGGCAGAAGCAGACCUGUCUGCAUGGCCUGACCUUCUCUGCCUCUUUUCCCUCGAUCCAAUGGUGCCUAUUCAUGGAGACAUCAGCCUGAUGAAAGUAUUUCUGCACAAUUGCCUGUAGUGUAGGGUGACAGCAGUAAAAUCCUACAACCAUUUUCUGAAGGGAGAAGUCUCUGAAACUCCUCUAAAUGAAGGAGAGUAUAUCAGAACUUAGUCUAAGCUGGUGUUUUGUCAUCAUUACAAGCACCCCAUGAGCAUGAGAGGAUAUUAUAACAGGCAACAGGAUAGUCAAUCUUCCCCAAGUUUCACAGGAAACGGAGGAGUGUGUAGGCACAGUUUACCUUCAGAGGUUAUUAUGAAUUUACCUUUUGAAGGAGACUGUGGGUUCAGGGUUCAGUCAAUUUGUGUUCGGCACAAUUUCAACCUCAAACUUAUGUCUUUCGUGUGUUUGGAAGGAGUGCAACAAAUGUAUCAUUGUGUGUGCGAAAAGAAAAGAAGCGGAAGUGCCAUUCAGGCUUUUUCCUUAAAAAAAAUAUGCCAAAACAUUGUUAAUAGCACAGCCCGUAACAAGUGUUGCUUUUUUUGACGUGAAAUAGGUCUAAUUUUUUCAGUUGGAUGCUAUAUUUUCUCUAACAAAUGUUUUACUGACACCAAGAAGAGUAAAGUUAUUUUCGUUUUAAGUAGUUUUUGCAAAGGUGAAAAUAAAAAUCUGCAAAGAGUUAAAAGAAGUUUAUUUAUUGAAAUGUAAUAAAUACACACAGCAGUAAAGACAUCCGGGCCAUUCUGAAUACAUCUUUUUUUUCCUUUUUCCUCAUUACCAAAUGUAGACAAACACACAUGCCUGACCUCGAAUACAUCUGGGCUGGAGUUGUUUCCCUCUCAGUUCAGGAUCAACUGGGCAAAGAAAUCAAUGGUCUCUCAUUAGUUCCUGACACAACUUAAUUUGUUAAUUGAUUGAACCGAGACAGAAAGCGACCCCAGCCCCAAGCUGUAAGUCUUAAACUGUACUGUAUUCUAACCUCAUGUUACACCGGUAACUGCUUGGCACAAACAUAAUGUAAUUACAUACAGAUUAAUAUUUUAACAUGUGUUUGCUGUUGAUUUUUUAAAAUUGUGAUAUUGGUAUGUUGUGUAAAUCGUCUGGUCGGUCUGCAUUGUGAUAUGUUAGCUAUAUACUAUAUGUGUCCUAUUUAAAGAUUGAUUAUUAAUGGCCUGGGAUUGUAUAUAAUAAGGGCUAUGGCACAAAACUGAAUGAGGGGCAAAUUACUGCUAUUUUAACAUUGUGCAUAUUUUCUAGAUUUGAUAUGUAAAUACUGGAGUGCAUUAAACAGUUUUAUACAGAAACAAA
Molecule: messenger RNA, 4772 nt
Organism: Neolamprologus brichardi
Lineage: Eukaryota; Metazoa; Chordata; Actinopteri; Cichliformes; Cichlidae
Gene: rhbdl3
Product: rhomboid, veinlet-like 3 (Drosophila)
Cellular component (GO): membrane
Molecular function (GO): serine-type endopeptidase activity; calcium ion binding
Source: RefSeq, a predicted model, not a curated record